This is a messenger RNA of Colius striatus (speckled mousebird), 1954 nucleotides long. It is a transcript of the gene CDC42EP4, whose product is annotated as CDC42 effector protein 4. The record is from RefSeq and is a predicted model, not a curated record. Lineage: Eukaryota; Metazoa; Chordata; Aves; Coliiformes; Coliidae. The coding region runs from base 202 to 1125 and encodes 307 amino acids. The transcript has 2 exons.
GCAGCGGGGGGGCGGCGGCGCUGGGGCUCGGCUCGGCUCGGCUCGGCUCGGACCCGACCCGCCAUGGACCGGCCACGGCGACCGGCCGCACAGGAGUGACCCGUCCGUGAGGCCGGUGGGAGCUGCGGCGCAGAGCAUCAGGUGCCCCCGGGACACGCGGCUCCGUCGUGGCAGCCCCUGCAGCCCCUGCCCGCCGCAGCCAUGCCCAUCCUCAAGCAGCUCGUCUCCAACUCGGCCCAUUCCAAGCGGCGCUCGCGAGCCGACCUGACGGCCGAGAUGAUCAGCGCGCCGCUCGGGGACUUCCGCCACACCAUGCACGUGGGGCGGGCCGGGGACGCCUUCGGGGACACGUCCUUCCUCACCAGCAAGGCCGGCGAGCCCGGCCCGGAGCCGGCCGAGGACUCGGGAGCCUCCAAGCCCGGGCUGCUGUCCCGCCGCUUCCGCAGCAGCAAGCGCUCACAGUCGGUGACGCGCGGCGACCGGCGGGACAUGCUGGGCUCGCUGCGGGACUCGGCGCUCUUCGUGAAGAACGCCGUGUCCCUGCCCCAGCUCAACGAGAAGGACGUGGACAGGAGCGCGGGGCAGCUGCCCAAGAGCCUCUCGUCCAGCCCGGUCAAGAAGCUGCCCGAGGAGGUGAGUCCCGAAGAGCAGAGGCGCCUGAACGGGGCGGCCGCGGGGCCGCUCAGCCCCGGCUUGGAUGAGCGCGACUUCGGGGACAUCACGGAGCUGCCCGUGGUGGUGGCCAAGAGCGGGGCGGGCAUGAAGCACGCCGAGUCCAUCAUGUCCUUCCACAUCGACCUGGGGCCCUCCAUGCUCGGGGACGUCCUGAGCAUCAUGGAUAAGGAGCAGUGGGAGCAGGACGAAGACCCCGAGGCGGAGGAGAGCUGUGAGGAGGAGGCGGAUGCCGCCCUGCCCGUGUCCCCGGCGAUGGCCCCGCCGAGCCAGAGCCCAUCCCGUGGCGCCGGCAGCCGCUGCCCCAGGGACAGCAGUUUGGCACCCAGCUGCCCCUCGGGGCCGGAGCGGCGCAGCCCUGGCCCGCUGCCGAGCCAGCGCGGCGGCCCCCCGAAACGCCCCGCCAAGGAGUUCUCGUUCGCUGAUGAAGACGACGAUGAGAUCAGAGUGUAAGAGGCAGGGGGCGGCCGAGCCAAGGGGUCUGGGGCUCAUUUGGACGUGGGGCCCGGGAUCCCGGCGCUGCAACGGGCGGCACCGGGGAAGACUCGAUUCCUCCCUCGUUCCCUCUCCCCGUGUGCCCCAGGACAGAGGCUGCUCCCGGCGACGGGGCGGCCCCGACGCCUCUCUGCCCUUGGAGAGCUCCAGCACACCCCUGCAGGGAGAAGCAGACUCGAUUUGGGUUCUUUGUUGGACUUUGGAUACUAGCUCUUUCCCUCCCCCCCGUGCCCUGCCCGUGUAAAGCAAUAUAGGAGCGAACAGGACGAGGCUUCGGAGCUCUAUCCCCUGUAGUAAUAUAUUUCUCUUCCCCGACGUAUGGUUUUUACUGCUCUCUGGUUUGUACUUAACUUUCUUUACUCUUGCUUUUGUUUGUAACGGAGGGGACGUUUCCCAUGAGGAAGGACUUGGCUCUGGAGCUCAGAGGGGGCCCCAGGACACUGGGCAGCUCCAGCUCCCCAGGUUCCUUGGGGACUUUCUGCAGACCGAGAGCCUCCAGCCCUGUGCUGUGGUGGGAACUCGCUCCCUGUCCCUCUGAGGGAUGGAUCCAGCCCAGGUGCUUGAUCCUCCCAACAGCCCAGGGGUUGCAGGGACACCCUGAGCCAGCCCUGGCACCGGCCGCUCCUGGGGAUGCCCGUGGGUCCGUUUCCCGUGGGAGGAAGCCCUGGAAGCGCCGUGAGCGAGGGUGAGCCCGUGUGUGCCGUGGGGCUGGUGCAGGUGGCUGCCAGAGGAGGGUUUUAUACUGUGUAUGUACAAAUGCAAAGAAUAAAAGGAAACAGUAGUGACA